Theobroma umbraticum is the source of this 837-nucleotide messenger RNA. RefSeq names its product large ribosomal subunit protein uL22y-like. Gene Ontology annotation, biological process: cytoplasmic translation. Gene Ontology annotation, cellular component: ribosome; cytosolic large ribosomal subunit. Lineage: Eukaryota; Viridiplantae; Streptophyta; Magnoliopsida; Malvales; Malvaceae. The record is from RefSeq and is a predicted model, not a curated record. Gene Ontology annotation, molecular function: structural constituent of ribosome.
AUGCUAGAAAGUAGAAACCCUAACACGCUCUUUUUCUCUUUGGUAAGGAAGUGCACCCCUUAGCAGCAGAAGCAGCAGCCAUGGUGAAGUACUCGAGAGAGCCAGACAACCCGACCAAGUCCUGCAAAGCUAGGGGCUCUGACCUCCGUGUUCAUUUUAAGAAUACUAGGGAAACAGCCUUUGCAAUCCGAAAGCUGCCUUUGACAAAGGCUAAAAGGUACUUGGAGGAUGUUAUGGCCCACAAGCAAGCCAUUCCAUUCCGGCGCUUCUGUGGUGGAGUUGGGCGAACCGCGCAGGCUAAAAAUCGCCAUUCUAAUGGUCAAGGUCGCUGGCCUGUGAAAUCUGCAAAAUUCAUUCUUGAUUUGCUGAAGAAUGCCGAGAGCAACGCAGAGGUGAAAGGCUUGGAUGUAGAUUCGCUUUUCAUAUCUCACAUCCAAGUGAAUCAAGCACAGAAGCAAAGGCGCCGAACAUAUCGUGCACAUGGAAGAAUUAACCCUUACAUGUCUUCACCAUGUCACAUUGAACUGAUUUUGUCAGAGAAAGAGGAAUCUGUCAAAAAAGAGCCUGAGACUCAGUUGGCUCCUAGGAAAUCAAAGGGUCAAUCUCUACGGAGCGGUGCUUCCUCUUAAACUGCUGAGUGAUGGAUCAUAUUCAGAAACGAUUGUCUUUUCCUUUCAUUGUGUCUGUAAUGAGAACAUUUUUGUUUCCUUUACUAAGGUGCUCAAGACUCAAGCUUGUCUCUGGAAAUACUUGGUUUCUAUUUAAAUCUUAUGUCAAAAGCAUUCUGAAUCUUGUUGGUUGGGGCUACCUAUUUUUUAUAUGAAUUCUUAUUUAAUG